This is a messenger RNA of Meleagris gallopavo (turkey), 2047 nucleotides long. The record is from RefSeq and is a predicted model, not a curated record. Lineage: Eukaryota; Metazoa; Chordata; Aves; Galliformes; Phasianidae.
GAGCGGCUGCAGGUCUGUCUCAGGUGCCCAGGAUGCUGACGCUGUGCCUGCUGUCCCUGGCCUGGCCCAGUGAGGGCUCCCAGCGCAGUGAGCCCAUGUUCACCGCUGUCACCCACCAACUGCUCCCGCCUGACUACGACAGCAACCCCACACAGCUCAACUACGGCGUGGCUGUCACUGACCUGGAUGCUGAUGGCAGCUUUGAGAUCGUAGUGGCAGGAUACAAUGGCCCCAACCUGGUGCUCAAGUACGACAAGGCGCGGGGCCGGCUGGUCAAUGUGGCAGAGGAUGAGCACAGCUCCCCUUACUAUGCGCUGCGGGACCGGCCGGGCAAUGCUAUCGGUGUGACAGCGUGUGACGUUGAUGGGGAUGGCCGGGAGGAAAUCUACUUCCUCAACACCAACAAUGCCUUCUCCGGCAUGGCCACCUACACGGAUAAGCUCUUCAAACUCCGCAACGGGCGCUGGGAGGACCUGCUGAGCGACGAAGUGAACCGCGACGUGGCCAGCCGCUUCGCCGGGCGCUCCGUCGCCUGUGUGGAUCGCACGGGCUCGGGCAGGUACUCUAUCUACAUCGCCAACUACGCCAGCGGCAAGGUGGGCCCACACGCACUGCUGGAGAUGGACGUGACUGCUAGUGACCCUGCCCGUGGCAUCGUGGUGCUGGUGGACGUGGCCGCCCAGGCUGGUGUCAGCAAGUACACAGGGGGCCGUGGUGUGGCUGUAGGCCCGAUCCUGAGUGACAGUGCUUCUGACAUCUUCUGCGGGAACGAGAACAGCCCCAACUUCCUCUUCCACAACCGUGGGGAUGGGACAUACCGGGACGUGGCAGCUGUGGUGGGGCUGGAUGACCCCUACCAGCACGGGCGUGGUGUGGCAUUGGCUGACUUCAACCGCGAUGGCCGUGUGGACAUUGUCUAUGGCAACUGGAAUGGGCCACACCGCCUCUACCUGCAGGCAGGGGCCCCCGGGCGCAUCAAAUUUCGGGACAUCGCCACUCCCAAAUUCUCCAUGCCAUCCCCCGUCCGCACUGUCAUCGCUGCUGACUUUGACAAUGAUCAGGAGCUGGAGGUCUUCUUCAAUAACAUUGCCUACCGCGGCUCUUCUGCUAACCGCCUGUUCCGGCUCAUCCGCAGGGAGCACUCAGACCCCAUCGUAGAAGAGCUGAACCCGGGGGAUGCGCUGGAGCCUGAGGGACGAGGCACUGGAGGUGCAGUGACAGAUUUUGAUGGCGAUGGGAUGCUGGAUCUGAUCCUAUCCCACGGCGAGUCCAUGGCACAGCCACUCUCCAUCUUCAAGAGCACCCAGGGUGCUGGCAACAACUGGCUGCGGGUUGUGCCGCGCACCCGCUUUGGGGCCUUUGCACGAGGAGCCAAGGUGGUGCUGUUCACACGGCGCAGCGGUGCCCAUCUGCGUAUCAUCGAUGGCGGCUCAGGGUACCUGUGCGAAAUGGAGCCCGUAGCACACUUUGGACUGGGACGUGACGAAGCCAGCAGCCUGGAGGUGACGUGGCCCGAUGGCCGUGUCCUGGUGCGAGCGGUGGCCAGCAGCGAGACCAACUCUGUCCUGGAGGUCCCCUAUCCCCGAGACACAGAGAAGCCACCGGUGCCCACCCUGCUGGAGACACCAACGAAUGUGCUGAGUUCCCCUUUGUCUGCCCCCGGGAGAAGCCCAUCUGCAUCAACACCUAUGGCGGGUACCGCUGCCGCAGCAACAAGCGCUGCGCUCGUGGCUUUGAGCCCAAUGAGGAUGGCACAGCAUGUGUGGCCCAGGACUGAAGCCCCAGCACUAACCCCGCAUCACUGGCUCCGUCGCCUCGAUCCCGUGCCAUGUGCCUGCUGGUUUGGCCUGAGCCACAUGUGCUUUUCAAGUCCCCUCUGCCCGGGGGGGGGGGGCAACCCCAGCAGAGGAGGCUCCCCCCAACCCAGCAGGGGAAAGUCCCCUCAGUUUGUUUUUUAACUUCUUGACCCUGCUGUUUGGAGUUGGACCCUGCUCAGUCUUCCAGCCCAUCUCCUGGAGAACCCUCCCAAUAAACUAUACACUGUCUA